AUGUGGAUGAUGCGGUCGGGGAUUCAUAAACCUGGCGCAAUUCCGUUUCUUGCUCUUUUGGUGUUUUUGCUGUUGAGUUUGGUUCCGUCGUUGGCGAAGGAGUGGGAUCUGUAUAACCUGCAGGUGGGAUACAUCGGUUAUCAGCGGCACGAAGUUCGACAAGCUCCCCGGGUUGAGGAUGAUUCAAUCGAUAUCUGGUCGAGAUUGCGCACAUCUCGUGGUCGGUGCCAGUCGUGGUUGAUCGAUGAUGGAUCCUGCCAACCGCCUCCCCCGCGACAUGCCGUACUUGAUACGCCUCAUCGGAGCUCCUUCGAAGCAGCUACUAUAUAUGACGACCCGGCUCCGUACGUCGAGGGACCAUCGACUUUGACUCGAGGAGUUCGAGCAUUCAAAGCGCUUGUCAAACAACUGGAUAGCCGCCCGGCUCUUCCGCUAGAUCCGACGGACAACACCUGCGAAACAGUCUCUACGCGCCCUACCCCCGCGUUCUCCAAUUCCUCUAUAUCCCCUUUACCACUUGGUCCCGAAAAUAGCCUCCCUAUAGUGAGCGAUGAUACGAUAUCGGCGCCUAAACCUGGUUGGCACAUGCGUUUCCGAGAAUCCUGGCAGCAGGCCUGCCGCGUUGGGAGCGACUAUCUAGAAAAGUUCACCCAGCAUCAAUUGAGGGAAGAAGCGGUGCAAUCACCUGUUCCAUCCGACAAAUCCUCCGAAUCGCAGUUGACACCACCCAGCACGCCGUCCGAAGAAUUUGUCUCCGAAACGCAACCUGCGAAUGGCAGCAGUGUUGAUCCCGGCGCACCCCGAAUCCCAUCGCGAGUCUUAUCGACCCAACCGCCUAAUCCCACCGUGACUACUGCCGGCCAGUCCAAAAAUAUUGGGUUUGGACAAGAUUCAGAGCAUAUGCGCGGGAGCUGUAUGGCGAUUGUGAUCGCUCUGGUUGCUGGCGUCAUGUGGUUCUGA
Molecule: messenger RNA, 960 nt
Organism: Aspergillus affinis
Lineage: Eukaryota; Fungi; Ascomycota; Eurotiomycetes; Eurotiales; Aspergillaceae
Exons: 2
Coding region: 1-960 (319 amino acids)
Source: RefSeq, a predicted model, not a curated record